This is a messenger RNA of Caenorhabditis remanei, 774 nucleotides long. RefSeq lists its product as uncharacterized. Lineage: Eukaryota; Metazoa; Nematoda; Chromadorea; Rhabditida; Rhabditidae. The record is from RefSeq and is a predicted model, not a curated record. The coding region runs from base 1 to 774 and encodes 257 amino acids. Gene Ontology annotation, cellular component: endoplasmic reticulum membrane; endoplasmic reticulum. The transcript has 4 exons.
AUGAAGCUGUCGGCCAUCCUCCUCCUCUCUGUUGUCGGACUCUGUGCAGUUUACGCCGCUGAUGUCGUUGACGGAGAAGUGACAGAUGACGGCCCAAAAACUGUCCAGGAAGAAGAAUCCCUCGAUAUCGGAGCCUCCCCAGAUGCCGGACUUGCUUUCCACUUCGUUCAACCAGCUGAUGCCAAUGUUGUUCACGAGUUCUACACCGGAAAGCCAGUCAAGUUCUUGAUCGGAUUCCAAAACAAGGGAGAAAAGGACUUCGUCGUGAAGUACUCUGAGACUUCUUUCCGUUUCCCAACUGACUACAACUACCAUCUCCAGAACUUCACCCGCGGAGAAUACAACCGUCGUGUUGCACCAAAGGAGGAAGUCACCCUUGACUACGGAUUCUACGCUCACGAGACUUUCGCUGGACGCCCAGUUGGACUUGUUGUCAAUGUUCACUACCAAGAUGCUGAUGGAAACGCUUUCGUCAACAACGUCUUCAACCAAACCGUCAACAUUCUCGAGGACGACUCUGGAUUCUCUGGAGAGACUGGAUUCCUUUUCAUCUUCUUCGUUGCUCUUUCCAUCGGAGGACUUUACCUCGCCAACCAAUUCUUGUCAAAGCUUUCCCGCAAAUCUGGACUUUCCAAGCGCAGAGUUGUGGAGCAAGGAACAUCUUCUGAAGUUGACUUCGAAUGGAUCCCAAGAGACGCCGUCAAGAACAAGGAGAAGAGAUCACCAGUCGCCGGAUCACCGAAGGCUCGCAAAACAGCCAAGAAAACAGACUAA